Molecule: messenger RNA, 4182 nt
Organism: Caenorhabditis auriculariae
Lineage: Eukaryota; Metazoa; Nematoda; Chromadorea; Rhabditida; Rhabditidae
Source: the annotation of a GenBank genome assembly
AUGUCGAGCUCAUUGCUUAUCACUCACUUUCAGAUUUAUCUGGUUGGUUUUCAGUUGUAUCUUUCGAAAAUGAAAUGUUUUCUUCUAGCUUCUGUUUACAAAAAGUUGUUUGAGAUGGCCCCCCUGCACACGGAACUCAAAGUUGAUGAUCCUUCCUUGAUACGAGAAGGCGAAUUUUUGGACAUUUUUUACGUCAAUCGCAUGAUCAGUGUAGGGGGAUUCGGACAGGUUUGAUUUUUAAAAUCGAGAUUUUUUUGUUAGAAAAAAAGAAAAUAAUUUUAUCUUUUGAGUUUUUAAGUUUGAGAAACAAUCAAGAACUUCGAAGUUAACGGAAUAAAAGCAUAUAACAAAUUUGAUGAUUUUUUUUUCUUCCACACGUACGUGCACGUGGAAGAGAACGUUUAGGCCUCUUGAGAUCUUUUUCGAAAUCAGAUUUCCUCGAACAAAAUUUUGGGAAACUUUUCAUGCUGAAAGGAUAUUCUCGUCUACCUUCUAGGUCUUCGAUGCAGUCGAAGGGUGUUCAGGCGAAAACGUUGCCUUGAAAGUUGAGUCUCUCUCGGCCUCUGUAAGUUUGGAGGAGAAGUAGAGGCUUGGAAGGGUUUUCAGAUUCAACUUCUCGCUUCUGAGGCACACUGUUUACGCAGUUUAAACCGUGCACACAAUCCUCAAGAAAAGAGUUCCUUUGAGCCGUUCAUACGUUAUUUCGGCUAUGGCGUCGUGGGAAAUGUUCGAUAUAUGGUUAGGAGCUUUUUUCCCCCAGCCUUGCACCAACUUUUUUAGGCGAUGGAAAAAUGCGGCAUGAAUGUGAGAGAUUUGAAAAAGACAACUGAAUUCGAUCGGUUCAGGUUUUUUUUAACUUUUCAAAUUAUUCACUUAGUUUCCCAAAAAAAAAAGGAAAAUAAAUCAAAUGGUCUUCAUAGGCCGUUUCAUACUAUAAUUUUUGCGCAUUUUUGAAAUAUCUGAAUUGGUAUUCACUUUUUGAAAGUAUGGUCUAGGACAUGGAAAUAUUAUGCAUAAAAUGAGCAUACAUUAUAUAUUUCACCCGUGCUCCUUCUUCCUUUAAAAGUUUUUGUUUUUUUUUUCAACCCUGGACUAUAAUAAAUAUUCGCUCUCGAAAGUUGAUAAGAAUUAAUUUGUGAAGGAGCUAUAUGUAAACCGAGAGAACACGAAAAAUGAUGAUCGCACAGUUUUUGAUGAAAUUUUGCAGUAUUGGUACUUCGAUGUGGAUUCUGUACAAAAUGAUUGACGCCAUGAAAACCAUGCACACGUUGGGCUGGCUUCAUCGGUUAGCCACAACUUCUUCGCAAAAAAAUAUAUAGGAAAAACCACAAUUAUAUGACGCGCUGCCACAUAUAAAUGUGCCAGAAAAAAAAAGAAAAAAAGAAAAAAAAAAUAGAAAAGGCGCUUUUUCAGUUCUUCAAAUUUUUUCAAGCAGAAGGCUGAAAACUGUAUCUUUUUUUCAUUUAUUGAUCCACUGUGUAUGCGUUGAUCGAUCAGUGCUCGCUGAUAACUCAGAAAAUGGAAAAAAAAGUGUUUUAGGUAAAACGAGUUAUAUGUUUUCGAAAUAACUUUGAGAAUGGGAAGAGCUAUCUGAAACAAAGUUCGAAAAUACGGAAGUACCUAUUCAACUGUCAUCACUUUGAAGCAUAUGGUAUCGCCGUCUUGAAGAAUGUUUAUUUUUAUCAUUCUUUUAAUAAUUGAAGUUUAACGAUUUUCUCAGAGGAGGCGUGUUCUAAGUAAUUAGUUAGUGGGUAAGUCAAUCGGGAAAAAGUACAAGUAGCACCAGAGUAGCUUCUCCAAAAUCCUUCGGCGUAAGCUAAUUGGUGGUCAUUUACUAGCUUAAAGGUUCCAUCUCUAUGGUAUCUGGAUAAUACCGAAGAUGUAUAUGGAUACCAUCACUAUCCUACCUGACAUUUUCAAUGGCUAUAGUUAAUUCAAGAUUUGGGCAGAUGGGCAAGGAUGAAGUUUUGCAUAUCGGUGGACUCUUGGCGGGGUCCCGAGGUCAUGGAAAAAAUUUAGAAGAAAAUAAGUUUUUUUAUGAUUUUUAUACCUUUUUCGUUCAACUUAUUAUUUUGAGAACCUCUGAAAAAAUCUAUCGAAGAACCGUCCAAAAAGGAGAAAAACAUAAAGAAAAAAAGAGGCUCGCGUUUCUAGUUUCCCGCCAAAAGUUGCGCCAUGUACGAGUCAUCCUUGUCAAUUUACCCAUCUCGCCUUUCAAGUCGCAAAGGUUUGACAAUACCAGGUAGUCCGGCGUAUGCUACCGAGUAGCUAUUUUCCAGUGUUAGCUAACAAACGACAACCGAUUAGCUAACGCCCGUUGACCGCCAAGGCGGAGACGUAAAACCAGUGCAGAGACGUCAAACCGGCCAAUUUCUGCGUUGGGGCUCAUGACGGACGGUCUCUCUUCGUCCUCGACUUCGGAAUGAGCCGUUGCUUCGUGGCGCCGAACGGAAAGAUCAAACCACGCAAACCGCAUUGUUCGUUCCACGGCACCCUGCGCUACGUCUCUCUUAAUAUCCACCAUCGACAGGUUUCAGCUCAUUUCCGGGGUCUUUGAGUUGAACUUUCCCUAGGACGCCAGUACCUGGGACGACCUGUGGUCUGUCUACUACGUCGCCAUCGAGAACAUGGUCGGUCAACUACCUUGGCGUAAUAUUCCCGAUAAAGUCUUGGUAAGUUUUGGGUCUAUGAAAAUCCUAACCGAAUUUUUGUUGGUUGCCGAAUACAAGGCGUCUGCAAAACUCGCCGAAUUGGAGUAUGGGCAGGUUAGGAAGUAGUAUUUUUAAAAUAGAUCGUGACAUUUCUCCAAAAUAUAGCGGUCUGUUUUUUCUUCUCCUUUUCUCUUUUCUUAAUUCUUGAGUGACGAAGGCUCGUUUUAUAUUUUGCAAUCAAAUAGGAAACUCACCAGCCACAUUGCUUGUCAAUACUCAGCCACUACCUGACGGCCGCUCUGCAGAAAGCGGAGGAGUAUUUUUAUUGCCCGCCGCCAUACCAACUUAUUCUCAGUGAAGUGGUACGUAUCUUCUCAAAAACACAUUGGAGUUGACAUUUUUCAGGAAACAGACUUGUCUAGAAGAAAUCUGAGUCUUCAAAAUAUAAUACUAGAUUGGCAACAUUCAACAAAAAAAGAAACAAAAGUUAGUUUCAGGAAGAAAUUUUAUUAAAGGCAUAGGGGCAGUAAAAAACGGUGUUUCAGUUCAAAGCAGUAUUUUGUAGAGUUUUUCAUUGCAAAUCGAACGGUGAACUUGGAAACGUACAGAAAUUCCUAGUUUUGGAGAAAAAAUAAUUCAAAGUCUGUGAAAAGAAAGCUUGAGUUCCCGCGAAAAGGGCGCGUUGCAGUAAAGUUGCUCUAUGGACAAAAGGGUUCGCCAUCUUCCGGAUUUUAGCUUUUUUCUUCGUUUCUUUUAAUUUUCAAUUUUUUCUGUUGUCACCAGAGUUUUUUUCGUCAUCAAAGCCUUCGAUUCAUGUAUAAUUUGCGAACUUUGAUCGCAAAAAAGCUUUUCUGGUGAAAAAUGAUGAUUUUACACAAGUUUCGAUUGGGAUAGCGAUUAUUUGUGUUUUCUUUAUUAUCGGUAUGUGUUUUUUGUUUGAUUAAAUGUUUUUUUCAGAGAAGAAACCCUUAAUUUGAAGCAGAUACCCGGUUAUUUCUGACAAAAUGCGAGUCUAAUGAGACGUCCGCAGCAUCGCGUGCACGGCUACUGUAAACAGUUGUCUGCAUACCGAUCCAAAGCUUUUUUCAAAAUUAAAGGCGGGAAAGUGAAAUCGCGUUUUUCUUUUAAAGUUGUCACAUCUGUAAUUUUUUUGAGUACACCGUUCGAUUCGCAAAGAAAAACUAUACAAGAUACUGCUUUCACCUGAAACCCCAUUUUUAUUGCCCCUAUGCCUUUAAGAAAAAUUUAGCAACCAAUAGUUUUUUUAUACUGGUGCAUUUUUAAAUGUGCUCAAAAUUUUAUCUAAAAAGAAAAGACAACGCAAAAAUUUCAGAAUUCGGCUUACAUCGGAGACUACAUGUAUCACCAAAAAACGACCCCGAAAAAGGUCGCCUAAAAGCAAAACGAAUUACCAAUAACCGAAAUUUCACAGAAAGAACGCAUUGAAGCGGUUGGAGACUGUUGUCCAGAACCGCGGAUUCAUCACCAGAAUUACGCGCCCCGAGGCAACCGCUCUGUCUAUUUUUAUUGA